Molecule: messenger RNA, 764 nt
Organism: Erigeron canadensis
Lineage: Eukaryota; Viridiplantae; Streptophyta; Magnoliopsida; Asterales; Asteraceae
Product: 17.8 kDa class I heat shock protein-like
Exons: 2
Coding region: 156-629 (157 amino acids)
Biological process (GO): protein complex oligomerization; response to heat; protein folding
Source: RefSeq, a predicted model, not a curated record
GCCUAGAAAUUACUAUCCCACUCUGUCCAUCCUAUAAAUACACCCAUCUUCUAUCAAACUUUAAUCAUAACAGAGACACAAAUAAUAAUCUGAUAAGUAUAUCUGACAGCUACAAACAUCCGAAUUCAAUCAUCAAAAAUCAUAUCUUUGAAAACAUGUCGAUCAUUCCAAGUUUCUUAAGCGGCAGGAGGAGCAAUGUGUUCGACCCAUUCUCCCUAGACAUCUGGGACCCCUUUCAGGGCAUCUCCAGCACCCUCAGCAACCUUCCCGAGUUUUCGCAAGAAACCUCAGCGAUCGCAAAUGCCAAAAUUGACUGGAAAGAGACACCGGAAGCUCAUGUGUUCAAGGCGGAUGUACCCGGGCUGAAGAAGGAAGAAGUGAAGGUGGAGGUUGAGGAAGGAAGGGUGUUGCAAAUUAGCGGUGAGAGGAGCAAAGAAAAUGAAGAGAAGAAUGACAAGUGGCACCGGGUCGAGAGAAGCUCUGGCAAGUUCUUUAGAAGGUUCAGGCUGCCCGAGAAUGCGAAAAUGGAUCAAGUCAAGGCUACCAUGGAGAAUGGGGUGCUUACCGUGACCGUGCCAAAGGAGGAGGUCAAGAAGCCAGAAAUCAAGUCCAUUGAUAUCUCCGGCUAAUCAGUCUUUGGAAAAUGAGGUUUGUUAUGAGAUAAUGUACUGGUUUGUUGAUGUGUGUUUUGUAAGCUUAUAUGCUUGUACGCUAUUUGUGGUUUUGGCUUGAAUAAAAGAAGUUUCUUAUUAUUUUUUGUUUAA